AUGACCUAAUAAAUAUUAUUGGUUACUCUAUUUAUCUUGUUUUCAUAAAGAUGGCUCUUUUAGAAUAUCUUGAUUUAUAACUAAUAUGAACAAGUCACAAUUAUCCUCAAAUAAAUGAAUUAAUUAGUAACUACUGACUUUUACAACAAUAAGAAAUAUUUUUCAAAUACUAAAAAAUUUAGAUUAGAACUUUCUAAAUACUAUAUUGAUUUAAAUGAUACUUACUGCAUUCAAUCAGAUACAUUCAAAUUCUAUCAUCCUGAUAUUAUUUUAAAAGAUAUCUACACAACUAGAGAAAUCAAAGAUUAAACUUAAGAAAUUGUUUAAUCAAUAAGUUUUAUUAAGAUACCUGAUUUCUCUCCAGAAAAUUUAAAAAAUAAGACUAUUCUUCCUAAAGCUCUUACUACUCCUUUUAAUUAUUAUGAUUCUUAUUUAACUAAAUCAAAUACUGGAUUAUGUAUUUUCAUAUCUAUAUAAUAUAGCUGCUAUGUGUUUAUUUUAAAAACAUAAUCACAUGAGAGCCCGAUAAUAAUUAGCAUACAAAAAUGAAUUACUAAACAAUUAUCAUGCAUAUGUAGAUAAAUUGAAAACUAUGCCAGAAUUUUGUUUAUAAAAUGUUACCUUUAUACCAAAAUCUUAUAGAUUAUGGUUAAAAGAUGAAUGUUAAGCAUUUUUCAAGAUUAUUAACACCAAUAAAUACUAAAAGAAAGUAAAAAAAUAUGGACCUUAAUUUAUUAGUAAAUUAGGAUUGGAAGUACACAGAGGUGCAGGUAUUUCAAUACUUUUUCAAAAAGAAACAAAAUAAUUGAUUUAAGAUUACUAAAACGGUUAAAUUUGUGGAGAAAUUUCAAAUUACGUAAUUGCUUAAAAAUAUAUCAACAAUCCUUUUUUAUUUAAAGGACAUAAAAUAGAAUUUAGAAUAUAUUUUAUAAUAGCUUCAACAUAUCCCUUAAUUGUUUAUGCCUAUGAUAGUUCAUUAAUUAGAAGAUGCGCUACACCAUUUAAUAAAUUUUCUAUAGAAAAAUCCUCUCAUGUAUGUAAUACAGCAAUUCUUAAAAAAAAAAUUGAAGCGGAACAGAUGGAAAAUGAAGAAUAAUAUUAUAUUGAUUGGAAUUUGGAUUAUAUAUAAGAACUGUUAUUAAAAUAAAAAAAAAUAAAGAAUAAGAAUUGGCUUAAUAAUUAUCUCUAUCCUAAAAUACACAAUGCAAUAUAACAUUUAAUAAUGAGUACUUAACAAUUUUUUGAUAAGGAUAGUAAAUUGUCAGAAUUCUUUGGAGUUGAUUUUAUGUUAACGGAUGACUUGUAAAUUUAUGUCUUAGAAGUUAAUUCAAAUCCUUAAUUAUUGAAAACUAUACCAUAUAGAGUUAUAUAGAACACAAAAUUAGUCAAUGAUAUCAUAGAAAUAUAAAUAUCAUAUCUGAGAAGCAAAUAUAUUAGAUUGAAAUUAUUGAUUAAGAAGAUCCUUUCAAGAAAAUCAACUAUUAAAAAGUUUACAAAGGAAUUUAAAGAAGCUUAUAAAGAUAAACUUGAGCCUCAAUUCCAAAUUAGUUCUUAAAAUCUGUUUAGAAAAAUUAUUGAUAAAAAUUUGAAAGAUUCAAAGGCAUAUAAUGAUCUGAUUUAAAAAUAAUGUAUAUUAUGA
Molecule: messenger RNA, 1639 nt
Organism: Paramecium sonneborni
Lineage: Eukaryota; Ciliophora; Oligohymenophorea; Peniculida; Parameciidae
Source: the annotation of a GenBank genome assembly